Dioscorea cayenensis subsp. rotundata (Guinea yam) is the source of this 330-nucleotide messenger RNA. RefSeq lists its product as uncharacterized. The coding region runs from base 1 to 330 and encodes 109 amino acids. The record is from RefSeq and is a predicted model, not a curated record. The transcript has a single exon. NCBI's taxonomy places the organism in Eukaryota, Viridiplantae, Streptophyta, Magnoliopsida, Dioscoreales, Dioscoreaceae.
AUGGGGAAUUGUCUGAAGCCAGUAAGGACAUGGGCAGAUGAUGAUGAAGACUGGGACUUUGUUGAUUCAGAGAACAUGGAACAAUGCAAAGAAAAAGCCGAAGAGAAGACAGUGAAAGCCGGUAGGAGGAUGUCGGCAAAUAUAGAAGUAUCUUCUCCGGCUAAAGUUAUCAAGAUGAAGCUAACAAAGAAACAAUUGAAUGAAUUACUACAAUCUGUUGAAAUGCAUGACUUGCUGCAGGAUAUGACUAGAAGAGAUAAUGAAUAUGGUAGCAGACUAGUACUAUGGAGACCAGUUCUUCAAUCUAUACCAGAGGCAGAGGAGUGCUAG